This is a messenger RNA of Pimephales promelas (fathead minnow), 2408 nucleotides long. It is a transcript of the gene ppp1r1c, whose product is annotated as protein phosphatase 1, regulatory (inhibitor) subunit 1C. Lineage: Eukaryota; Metazoa; Chordata; Actinopteri; Cypriniformes; Leuciscidae. Gene Ontology annotation, cellular component: cytoplasm. Gene Ontology annotation, biological process: intracellular signal transduction. The record is from RefSeq and is a predicted model, not a curated record. Gene Ontology annotation, molecular function: protein phosphatase inhibitor activity.
AAAGCAGAGAGAGAUCUGAGCGUGUCCCAGAGCAGUCGGAAAACUCACACUGAGAAAGACCUGCAGCCAAUCCUCGCUUCUGUGUGGUUUAUGGGACACAGGACCAAAGCGAAGAAGGCGGGCCGUACAGGAGAGAGAGAAAACACAGUGACUGAUAAGUAGGGUCCAGUUUGUCUCCAUCUCUCUCUCCGUCAGCUCUCUCUUUCAGCAUGGAGCCCAACAGCCCCAAGAAAAUUCAGUUUGCCGUUCCACUCUUCCAGAGCCAGUUGGAUCCCCAGGCGGCCGAGCAUAUUCGCAAACGGAGACCAACUCCAGCCACAUUGGUCAUCUACAAUGAUCCCAGUGCAUCAGGAGAUGACAAGCAGACUACAGGAAAUCAAACAGAGGCCCAGAGUGCCCAGCUGUCUCCAGCCCAGAGGAAACAGAGCGUCUACACGCCACCGACCAUGAGAGGUAGAGAGCACAGCGAUAGCCAACAAGAGGAAAGGGAGAGUCAUCCUCCUCCGAGACUCUCUCAGAAACAGCUGGACACACUGUCAGAGGAACCCGGAGACCUGUCACCACGACGCAAAGACACACCGUACCAGCACCAGCCACCGUUCGUCCCCGGGGUAAAGGUGCUGAAAAAACAAACAGACCCGUCUUCACUUUUCCAGGAGGAAGAGGAGAACAACGGAGACCGAAAAGACAGUCAGACAGAGUAAAAAUGGCUGAAUGACACGAGGAAGUGACAUCAUUUAUAAUAUCCUUUUGGAACCGUUUUGUUUUUUUAAACUUGUUUAUAUGUAACUUUUUUUUCAAUGAUUAAAAUAAUUUGAAAGUAAAUUUCAUCUUGCAGGUGUUAACAAUUAAUAUAGUCGGCGUCACUCCAAAAUACUAUUCAAUCCAAAACGUGGUGUCAAAACGCUGAGACUUUAAACUUUCAGUGGUUAGAAGUUCAUUUUGAGUAUUUACUUUUUUUUACACCAUUGUACAUUGUGGUAAUGUGUUUUAUUUCAUGUUAACUUUCUUGUUGUUACAUUUCAUAAUGAGUAUAAGAAAACGGAUGCUCCGUCGAUGAUGAUUUAGCAAUACUUUGGGAAGAAUGUGAAACCAAUCACAUCCUGCCACAUUAUUUUGAUCACCUCUCGUGGAAAGAGGCUGAGGCGGCAUUGAUGAAUCUUUCUCUGACAGAAGCAAUAUUUUUGUAGGUAUGACAGUUUUUUAAUGCAGACGUGACUCUGAAGUCCCACACGGCUGUUGUACAGUCUCUGACACGAGUGUCUGAAAUGUGGGGAUGGAAUUAAAGCUGCCUGAUCAUGCUAAGCAGGGUUUGAAAUGAACACUGACCAAAUGCGGGUGAAAAUCCACUGUGGCGGGUAACUCAUUUCAACGCAGGCCAAUUUGGCGGGUUAUGAUUCAUAAAUUAUGUUCUAUCACUUUGCAUAGCAUAACUAUCAGAGCCCUUCCCCUAAAAGGAGCCUCCCCAGACAGCAACAUAGUGUCGGCCCAGAUCCGGCCCACAUCUAGUACACAUGGAUUUCACACGGCCCGGAUAUGGGCCGGAUCUGGGCCGACACUAUCCUGCUUUGCAAAACAAUUUAUAUAGGUUCAUGCACAGAGAACGCCACGUCUUUAACUCUAUGCCCACUACCACCAGUUUUUUAGUUUUUUUCCGAAAGCUUCAGCCCUAUAGCUCGUCCUGGGUCGACAUUUCAUUCAUUAAUAAGCAGUUUGAUUUAUAUAGGCUACUGUCUGAUGAUCGCGUUAUUUAUAUGCUUACAUAUGGCUAGUUUCUUCUUCUUAUUCGCCUGUGUUAUUUUGAUCAGGAGGUUUCAGUUCUCAUUCAGAACUUAAAGACGUGUAAUAGCGUCUACAGAAUAUAGAAUUUCCGUCAAUGGUGGGGAAAGAAUUAAAAUUCGAAUUCAACACAUUGUUAUGCACACUGACAGAGCCAAACUAUGACUCCAGCUGUUGACUGACUCGGCACCACAGCGUCAGUUUUCCAUUAAAAAAACACACAAGAAUUCAGUACAAAUACUGUAUAUGUACAUAAUGACUUCACCCUAGGAUAUUGUGCAUAUUUCAGUCACAGUAAUUUGUGGAUUGAAUAGCCUAAAUAUACUUCAUAGCAAAGAGAAAUCAUAUAUAUUGCACUUUCUCUUUCCAUUUGCUCUUUUUACAAAUGCCUUAAUUCAAAGUCUAACAACACUUAGUUCAUUCUUGAAGUGAACUUCUGUGUGUAUUAUGAAUAGUUUCACUGGUUUGGACUGGUGUGUGAUAAACAACUAUACGAGAGGUCACAGAGAAUUUUGUUUUUAUUUCCAUUUUAUUUGAAUGAUAUCCGCAAACAUUGAUCGACUGUUGUAAAGCUGAAAGCAAUGCAAUGAUUCAGAAUCAGAUUUAAUAAUAAAUAUAUUUAAAUCUAA